Rhincodon typus (whale shark) is the source of this 2958-nucleotide messenger RNA. RefSeq names its product microphthalmia-associated transcription factor-like. Gene Ontology annotation, cellular component: nucleus. The coding region runs from base 16 to 1395 and encodes 459 amino acids. The transcript is spliced from 9 exons. The record is from RefSeq and is a predicted model, not a curated record. Gene Ontology annotation, molecular function: RNA polymerase II cis-regulatory region sequence-specific DNA binding; protein dimerization activity; DNA-binding transcription factor activity, RNA polymerase II-specific. Gene Ontology annotation, biological process: regulation of transcription by RNA polymerase II. NCBI's taxonomy places the organism in Eukaryota, Metazoa, Chordata, Chondrichthyes, Orectolobiformes, Rhincodontidae.
AGUAGGAAUGUGCUGAUGCGGGCUCUCUUCGUCUCUGCCACUGGCUGCUUUCACAGCUCUGCUUCUCAGCCGGACAAAGUGAAACAGGCUGUGACCGUUCCCACCAUGUCAUCUCGGGUGCUGUUAAGGCAACAGUUGAUGCGUGAGCAGGCGCAGGAGCAGGAGAGGAAGGAACAGCAGGCAGCCGCACAACUCCAGCAAGAGCGGGCCCCUGCUAACUUCUCCCGUGCAAUUGACGUCAACGGGCCCUUGGGGCUGCCAGCCAAGGCCCAGGUCCCUAUGGAGAUCCUGAAGGUGCAGACCCACCUGGAGAACCCCACCAGGUACCACAUUCAACAAUCCCAGCGCCAGCAGGUCAAGCAGUAUCUAUCCACCACCAUGGGGGCUAAGGCUGCCAGCCCAGUUCUGGCUGGCUCUCACUCCCCUGGACCUGGGGCAGUGGGCAGCACCCCGAACAGCCCCAUGGCCCUGCUCAAAAUCGAUGCCAACCCGGAGAAGGAGAUGGACGAUGUCAUUGACGAGAUCAUCAGCUUGGAAUCGAGUUACAAUGACGACAUGAUGGGAUUGGCCAAACCGGUCCUCCAGAUGCCCAAUACCUUGCCAGUGUCCAGGAACCUGCUGAGCAUCUACACCACUCAAAACAUGACAAAUGCAACAGUUACCAUCAGCAACUCGUGUCCAGCCAACUUACCCAACAGCAAAGAGAGCACAGAUGCCGAUGUCAAAGCUUUAAUUAAAGAGAGGCAGAAGAAAGACAAUCAUAACCUAAUUGAGAGGAGACGAAGAUUCAAUAUCAAUGAUCGGAUCAAAGAGCUUGGUGCUAUGAUCCCAAAAUCCAAUGAUCCGGAGGCUCGCUGGAACAAGGGCACAAUACUCAAGGCAUCUGUGGAUUACAUCCGGAAACUUCAGAAGGAGAGCAACCGUUCGAAAGAACUGGAGAUCCGGCAGAAGAAAUUGGAGCAUGCAAACCGCACCUUGCUGCUACGGAUACAGGAAUUGGAGAUCCAGGCCCGCGUCCAUGGUCUCUCGCUGAGCUCCCCCUCGGGCUUGAACACUGCCCAGCUGGCCGCCCAGGUCAUCAAGCAGGAACCACAGAGCAGCCAGGCCACUGUUGAGCGCCCAGUACUUCCCAGCAUCCCCGAAGCAGCAGGUCCAAGCAUGGACCUGGGCCUGGACUUGGGGCUGGGUAUGACUGACCAGCCGCUUGGCUUCGACUCCCUCGCUGAUUUGCCCUUCCCACUGAAGCUGGACUCUGGCCUGGGUGACAUCCUAAUGGACGACUCGCUGUCCCCGGUUGGAGCCACUGACCCAUUGCUGUCUUCAGUGUCUCCCGGAGCCUCAAAAGGCAGCAGUCGACGCGGUAGCGUCUGUAUGGAGGAAGAGCCGGGCUGUUAGAGAGACCUCCCCCACCAACUCAACAUGGUCAAGUAACAUUUCAAGAAGUCAGCAAUCUUCUAGAAUUUUCCAGACGCAUCAACAACCUCCUAGAAUCUUACAAUUCAACAACCUUCUAGAAAUUUCUGCAUAUGUCGAUCUUAGAGAAAUCUCCAGACAUGUCAACAAUCUUCUAGAAACAUUUAGAUUCUUCAGAAAUCCUUCCAGAAAGCUCUGGACAUGUCAGAAACUUUUUAGGAACUUCUAGGCAUGUCAGAAACAUCCGGCAGCCCUCUGGAAGCUUCCGGAACUGUCAGCAAUCUUCUAGCAGCGUCAGUAAACUUCUGGAAACAUCUGAACGUGUGGGUAACCUUCGAAAAACUUCACGAACCAUCAACUCUGUUCAAAAAAAAACUUUCUCUGUUUUUAUUUUUUUAAAUGUUUAAUUUCUGUUUGUUUUACUUUCAUUUUAGUGAACUCGAAUCUCUGGCAAGACCGGAAUUAUGCCCAAAAUUUAACAAACUGAGGAUCCCUUGUCGAGGAUCCCGUGGGUCUUUUAAAGGGAUAGUGCGCUUCGUGAUUAUUCAUUUAUUAUUUCUUUGGCCAGUGCAGUUCGGGGAAAGGCCGUUGCUACGGCUCAUUUCCGUUUCUUCAGCGGCGCUUUGUUUGUCCUUUCUUGGCCCUCUCUCCACCAGGCACACAACCCACCCCAUUCCUAAACAGAAAGGCCCAAACCGUGUGUCCUUUGCCUGUGCAGUGCUAGCUGUGACCAUUAAUAGGAGCAAGAAAAGGCUCCACCAAUUCUGUUCCACUAAUCGGAAAAAAAAACCAUGACUGAUCUGAUUGAGGCCUCAACGCCACCUUCCGAGAAUCCUUGACUCUUUGUUGGUCAAAAAUCUGUCUAACUCAGCCUUGAAUAUACUCAGUGACCCAGACUUGAGCACUUUGUGGGACAACAUUCGUCUAAGAGAUGAAAUUCCUCUUAGUUUCCAUCUUAAGUGGGAGACCCCUUAUUCUGAAACCAUGCUUCCUUGUUUUAGACUUACCCCACGCAAGAUUGAGGGAGAACAUUGCUGUCGCUCUCACUCUCGCUCUCUCCUCCUCCCCCUUCAGGACCUGAAAUGUUUCAAUGCGGUCACCUCUCAUUCUUCUCAACAGCCCAACCUGCUCACCCUUUUACAAUCAGCCAAAUGAACCUUAUCUGAACUGCAUCCAGUCCAAGUCUAUUCCCCCUUGAGUAAGGUGACCAGAAAUGCCUAUAUAUCCAAGAAUUUGAGGGACUUGCAGGUCAAGAAGUAGGUGGAUGAGAGGGCAACUGGCUGGAAUUUGUAGCUCCGCUUGGGUUAAGCAUCUCUGGGAUAGAGGGGAUGGGGCAACAACGGGAGAGAAAGUCUUCUCUCUUAAACACCAGAGGGUGGCUAAUGAACUGGGCCAGUGGACUGAAGCUAUACCAGCAUGUACAUUGCAGAGAUCAUAUAGUAAUAGCACAACUUCAAUGAGCAAAGUAUCAUUUUCACCAUGCCAGUGUUGCAGUAUGGUCGGUAUUUGUUUAACAGAUCUGUAUAAUAAAAUUUUAUACUCGUA